This is a messenger RNA of Polyodon spathula (Mississippi paddlefish), 8970 nucleotides long. Its product is annotated as GREB1-like protein. Lineage: Eukaryota; Metazoa; Chordata; Actinopteri; Acipenseriformes; Polyodontidae. Bases 394 to 6324 code for a protein of 1976 amino acids. The transcript is spliced from 34 exons. Gene Ontology annotation, biological process: multicellular organism development; kidney development. The record is from RefSeq and is a predicted model, not a curated record.
CAUUUGUAUCGUGACCGAAAUGUUACGUUGAUAGCAUGCUGGCUUAAAUAUGUCAGAAAGGAAAUUAAAACAAUCCAGUCAAAAUGACGAUUCCCCCUUUCACAAUAAUCAAACUUUCUGGUUGAGUGUUUGUUGUUUUCAGUCUAUCGCCGGUAAAGCGAGAGUAGCAUUCAAAUAUGAAAAAAUAAUACGGGCUCGUAUUCUUCAACUGCGCUGGAAACGUUGUUAUUCGGGACGCGAAAAGACAUAAUUGAAGUUGGAAAUAUGUGAUAAGGCUCUGUCUUCAACAAGCAGGGCUUUACGAACUGAAGUAGCUGCAAGUCUGCUUUAAUCAUUACUCUAUGGCACAGAGGUGAAAAUGUUCCAAGAAGGUUAAACAAAACUUAAAAGACAAUGGGGAAUUCGUACGCUGGGCAACUGAAAUCAACCCGCUUUGAAGAGGCUCUUCACAAUUCCAUCGAGGCAUCUCUCCGCUCCAACAGUGUCACCCCUCAACCUGUGUUCUCUCAGCUCUACCUUGACCAGCAAACUCUUAACUUGGAAGAUGUCAAGCCAAAGAUUGAGGAGAUGGACAAGGAGCUUUCCCUACUUUACCGAGAGAGGGGUAACCAGGAGCUUCUGAAUGAACAGGUCACCAACGAAGUGGACCAAGAGGAGGAGGAUGAGGAUGAAGACGUGUCAGAAAGCAAUAGUCCUCCCAUCCCCUACACGGAGAAACCAGCCCCCGAAGGGUCUUGCACUGUGGAUGGUUUCUGUCAGGCUGGUAGGGACUUGCGGCUGGUGUCUGUGAAUAUGGAGCAGAUUGAAGUCCCGGCAGGGUUCGAGUUGGUUGGUGCCAAGUCACCAAAUAUCCCCGAGCACAUACUUGUCUGUGCAGUAGACAAAAGGUUCCUGCCGGACGACAAUGGAAAAAAUGCACUUUUAGGAUUUUCAGGAAAUUGUGUAGGCUGUGGGGAGAAAGGAUUCCGCUACUUCACAGAGUUUUCAAAUCACAUCAACCUUAAACUGGCAACCCAGCCAAAGAAGCAGAAGCACUUAAAGUAUUACCUGGUAAAGAACUCUCAGGGUGCUCUGUCUAAAGGACCUCUCAUCAUCUGGAAAGAAUCUAAAGCAAGACAGUCAGCAGGCUUGUCAUCUGUUAAACCAAGUUCUUCAAGGUCCCCAACUAUGAGUCAAGAAAACGGAGCCAGUAACGGCUGCAGUUCGUCCUUCAUUCACACAGCAGACUCUCCAUCCAGUUGCACACAGACUUCCUCCACGAUCAGCUUAUAUGGAAGUCUGGACAUGUCCAGAGAUCGCACCCUUGUGAAACCUCCAGCUGUGUCCUCGCAGCUUGUGACAAAGAAUCAAGCCACAGCUCCUGCUGCAGCAUGUGCUAAUGGCUCUGCUAACGGGCUGAGUAAAAGCGGAAGGACCAGCAUGUCCAGCUCAUCACAACUCCCUCAACUGGCCGCUCAUUCCACCUCACACAGUCCUGGCUACAGCGCUGCAGACCCAGCAGCAAUGAGCUCUGGACCUCCUAAGAAAAGGCAUCGCAGCUGGUACCCUGGAUCUCCAGUGCCGAUUCCUGCCACAGCUGUCCCUAUUCCUGCAAUCCGCCCUGUAGCCCGAUCAUCAGAGCAACUGUUGUCAGCCCCUGCUCCUCAGCCCAUGGUGUCUGGCGUCUUGCAGCCUCAGGCCAUUCCUGCAGCAGAGACUGUGGUUGUACCUGAGAAUCUGCUCAAUAGCUCAGGAGUCAGACCAGUUAUUCUCAUUGGUCAUGGCACUUUACCGUAUUUCUAUGGCAACGUAGGAGAUAUAGUGGUUAGCCCACUACUGGUGAACUGCUACAAGAAUCCCCAGCUGAAUGGCAAGGCUUUGGAGAAGCUUGGCAUGGCUAGCAGCCAGUUACUGAGUGUGGAGAGUAUGAUCUUAUUGACCCUGCAGUACCUGGUUAGAUUAGGCUGUGAUCAGAUCCCACUGCGGGAGGAGUUUGAGCAGAUCGUCCUGAAGGCCAUGCAGGGGCUACCACUGCAGGAGCGCUCGUCCCUGCUGCCCAGCACCAGCCUCCCCUCCUGCUACUCGGUCUCUCAGGCUCAGCUGCCCUGGCUGGCACGCCUCACCGCUAGCGUCUCCAGAGACUCGGUGCACGUCCUCGUAACCCACAACUCCCUGAGGGAGGGCAUUUCAGAGACGCUUCGUUCCCUUAGCGAGAUCCCACAUCAGCAGCGUCUGCCUGACUAUGUUGUUGUGAUCUGCACCUCCAAGAUGCGAGGAAACGAGUUCUGUGUGCUGGUCCUAGGUCAGUAUCAGUCGAGGGCACUUGCAGAGAGCACGCUCACCACUAGCGAGUUCUUGAAAGAGAUCAGUUAUGAGCUGAUCACUGGGAAAGUCAGCAUCCUCGCUUCGCAUUUCAAAACAACCUCGUUAGGAGAUAAUUUAGACAAGCAGCUGGAGCGGUUUCAGCAGAGGAGAGGCGAUAAGGUUGUUGUGCCUUUCCGAGGUGGUGUUCACGAAUGCGUUCAGUCGCAGGAAGCUGCUGCCAUGGUGCCAAUGCAAGACACAGGCUGUAGCAAUGAAGUGUUCCAGAUCUACACUCCACAGUUGAAUGUGGCCCGCAAGCUUUUAUCCCAGGUGUGCUCCAUAGCUGACUCGGGCAGCCAGAGCUUGGACCUGGGCCGCUUCUGCAAAGUGGACUUCAUGAUCCUAGUGCCCCCCUCCGAGGUCCUCUUCCACCAGACUGCACAGCGAGUCAGACAGUCAGGAGUUCUGGUGGAUCUGGGUCUCGAGGAAGCAGCCAGCAUCCACCAGAAAGCAGAAAAAUGUGUUGUCCGGUUAGACAACGAUGUUCACAGCAAGUUUGAGGCUUUCGUAAGGAAAGUCAAGCAGAAUCCGUAUACCCUGUUUGUCCUGAUUCAUGACAAUUCCCACGUCGAUUUGACCAGCUUGAUCUCUGGGUCAGUGUCGCAUGGAGAGCUGCAGGGCUUGGCUGAUCGCGUCAUUAACUGCAGGGAGGCUCUGGAGUCGAUGAACCUCCUGGUCCUGCAGGUCAGCUCCUUCCCCUUCACCCUGCAGACACAGCAGUCCCGGAUCAGCGUUCACAACGAGGUGCACUGGCCACUGCAUGAGAACAACGAGGAGUCUGGCGCAGAGGAGCAGGUGUAUUUUGGUCUGAACGACUACAGCAGGUCCCUGCGGUGGGGCGUAGCGAGUCCUAUUCUGAGAUGCGAUGAUGCCUUUGAAAAAAUGGUGAACACUCUUUUGGAGAGGUACCCACGGCUGCACAGUAUGGUGAUUCGCAGCUACCUCCUCAUCCAGCAGUACACUGAGGCCAUGAUGGCCCUGACCUCCAUGACCUCCCUGCGGGACCACACAACGCCCGAGACCCUGGGUAUCUUGGACGACCUGAUCGGCAUGCCAGGCAGGGACAAGAGCGGCCGCGGCCACAUGCUCAUUAUCCGCGUGCCCUCGCUGCAGCUGGCCAUGCUGGCACGGGAGAGGCUGGAGGAGGUCCGCGACAAGCUGGGCCUCCAGUACCGCUUUGAGGUCAUCCUGGGCAGCCCCUCCUCCGAGCUCUGCCUCGCCAAGCACUUCAUAACCAGGCUCAAGGCGUGGAGAGGCUAUGAAAGUGAAGACUGGGUUCCCCGCACCUAUGAGGACCUGGAGGGACUGCCAUGCAUUGUGAUUCUGACUGGAAAAGAUCCACUCGGGGAAACAUUUCCCAGGUCGCUGAAGUACUGUGACCUGAGGCUAAUCGACUCCAGCUACCUAACACGCACAGCCCUGGAGCAGGAGAUUGGGCUGGCGUGCCAUUACGCAUCACGACACGCCACCCAGGAGCCCUUGGGGGCCAUGGUCUGGCCAGAACACUAUCAGGAAAAAGCCAGCAGCACUGAGAACGACUCAGAGGAGCUUCACAUCGACCUGGAGAGACCGCAUAGCAAUGGCAGCGCAGUCACUGGAACCUCAGUAGGCUCCAUCACAGAGAAUGGGGUGAGCUCUUCAAGUGCUGCGGACAGCUCCCAGAAGAUCUCAUCCUCCCUCACCUUUCAGAACAUGACCAGCAGUUCUGCUGAGGAGGGUGCCUCUCGGCCAGGCAUGAGGCAGGAGUGUGACUCACAGGGCAACCAGCCAGCCAGCAGCAGUGGCUCAGUCCCCCAGCCUUCCUCCUGUGGUGCCUCCACAUCCUCCUCCUCUUCCCACAACACCCAGAGACCUAGCCAGUCCACACGCGAGAGCUGGAGCCCCCCAGCUGCCCAGCCUCGCACCGUCAUCCUGUCCCGGGCAGCCUACAACCUGCUGGGCAGCGAGAGCACCGGCCAGCUGCACUCGUCCUCUCUGCUGCCCCACGCCGACGUAUCCUGGAGCAGCCACCUGCGGCCCCUCUUCCAUAGGGGCUUCAGCACCGAGGAGCAGUCCCUCUACUACCGACAGUGGACCAGCGCCCGACAGCACCAUGCCGACUGCAGGAACCAGGUCGGGCAAGAAGCCGUUGGCUUCCACCCACGCCGUUUAUUGCUGACUGGGCCACCACAGGUGGGGAAGACGGGGGCUUACCUGCAGUUCCUGCGAAUUCUCUUUCGCAUGCUGAUCCGCCUGCUGGAGGUAGACGUGUACAAUGAGGAGGAGGUUAACGAGGAUGUCACAGAAAGCAGUGAAUUAACCCAGCCAUCCAACGAUCAGUGGCCAGACAUUGAAGUCAUCAGCAAUAUGCCCUUUGACCUUCGCCCCCAUGAUCCGAAGUCCCGUCACACCAGUCCUGUGUACACAGAAAAACCGACCAAGUCUCUACAAGCAGGUUAUAAUAAAGAAAUAAAGUGUGAGGUAUCUGCCGAGCGGGAGACAGUCUCUAUAAUGCUAACCAAGUAUGCUGCCCACAAUACCUUUCACCACUGCGAACAGUGUCACCAUUACACAGAAGCCAGCCCAGCAACACAGCUGUCUGAUGCCACACUCCACGCAUUCACUUUUUCAUCCUCCAUGUUGGGAGGCGAGGUCCAGCUUCACUUUAUCAUUCCCAGAUCCAAGGAGAACUACUUUGUCUUCAGCCAGCAAGGGAGGCAACUGGAGAGCAUGCGGCUUCCCCUUGUUACUGAUAAGAGUGCUGAUGUGUUGAAGAGCCCCAUCUUCACACCAACGACAGGACGUCACGAGCAUGGCCUGCUGAACAUAUUCCAUGCCACAGAAGGUGCUGGUCACCUUCAUGUCCUGGUAGUCAAGGAGUAUGAGAUGCCUCUUUACCGCAAGUAUUGGCCCAACCACAUCCUGCUAGUCCUGCCGGGGAUGUUCAACAACUCCGGUGUAGGAGCAGCUCGGUUCAUGAUUAAGGAGCUCUCCUACCACAACCUGGAGCUGGAGCGAAACCGCCUGGAGGAGCUGGGGGUCCUGCGGCAGGAAGUCUGGCCCUUCAUCCUCAUCAUGGACGACUCCAGCGUUCUGUGGAAUGCUCACAAUGUUCAAGAGCAGACCAGUGAAACAGCAGAUGCAUCCCCCAGCUUCAAGAACAUCUCUUUAAAGAUAGUCCUGCAGCACAUGGAGGCUACUCCUAAGAUCACCCAGUACGCCAUGUGUGGUAUCCGGAAAUGGAGCCGCCACCUGGCAGCCAAGAGACCCGGUGCCCCUUUCUCACGCUGCCACAUCCACGACUUUGUUUUGCUCAACAUUGACCUGACCCAGAAUGUUCAAUAUGACCUGAACAGGUAUUUCUGUGAGGAGAUUGACUUCAAUCUGCGGGCUAAUAGCAGCGGCCUGCUGAUCUGUCGUUUUAAUAACUUCAGCCUCAUGAAGAAGCGCAUCCCUUGUGGAGGCCAUAAGGACUUUGUCAUUAAACCCAAGAUCUUGGUGUCUGAGAACCUUACCUCCAUCAACCCCUCGCAGUACGUCUGCGCCCCAGACAGCGAGCACAUGCUGCUAGCUGCUCCAGCCCAGUUCCUGCUGGAGAAGUUCCUCCAGCACAGCAGCUACAAACUCUUCCCCAAGGCCAUCUUCAAUGAGAAGAGCCCAGUUCUGGCCAUUGACUGCUACCUGAAUGUGAGCUCAGAGGUGUCGAUCUGUUACGUGAGCUCUCGGCCUCACUCAGUGAACCUGAACCACAAGGGGCUGGUGUUCAGUGGGUUGCUCCUCUACCUCUGCGACUCCUUUGUUGUUGCGGACCUGCUCAAGAAAUUCAAGUUCCUUAAAGGUGCCACACUGUGUGUUAUCUGUCAAGACCGGAGUUCGUUACGCCAGACUGUUGUGCGCUUGGAGCUGGAGGACGAGUGGCAGUUCCGCCUGCGUGACGAGUUCCAAACGGCAAACAGCAGCGAUGACAGACCCUUGUACUUUCUCACAGGGCGCCACAUCUGAUACCAAAAACACCAUUCGAAUUUCUUUUUUUUUUUUUCUCUCGUCAUUAUUGUAAAGGAUAAUCAUAACAAGCGGAGAGUGUGUUCAGCAAGAGCUGGGCUUACAGUCAUAUCCAAAGAAAUGGCAUUGCCCUCUGAUCAGAGAGCAAAAAGCACAUCUGAGACCACAGCAUUGCUAUGUAUACACUCUUCUGGAAGGCCUUAUUCCAUCUACACUGACCUUAAAACUGCACUAAUCAGAAUGAAAGAUGUCUAUAAAUAAAUACUUUUUAAAUUGUUGGGAUGUGCAGAAUGUCAGGCUGCUUUCUCAAAUGUAUUAUUCAGCGAUGCCAACAUGGACAAAUGCUGGUACUUGGACUUGCACAGCUGACACAAGAUGGUUUGAGAUUUGUUUGUGAAAGUACUCACACCAUGGGUGUGUGGAUUGUUUUAAAGAUUGUAAAGCAAGGGGGUUGUGCCCUUGGUUCUAGCUAAUACUGUACUUGAGGUACAGUCCAUCUCAGGGUUUUUAAAGAAAACACAACAUUCUCGCCAACUAAAUGUGAAGUGUUUAUGUUUUGUAUUAUAUGAGAUUUAUAAGUUUCUGUUCUGUGGACUUGUAAGAUGCACGGAUGCACAAAUGUAAAGUGGUGUUGGCACACGAUCCUUACUGGUCAUUUUGUCUCUGUAAUCCACACAAAGUGGUUGGACCCAAAGUAAGGAAAAAUGUAUUUGAUCGUAGUAUUUUUAAAGCACAAUCUCUUGUGCUCUGCAAACAGAUCCAUUGGAUUCUUGUGUUAAUAUAAACCACUCCUAAUGAAUUUAUAGUACUUCCUACCCAACCCAAAGAGAUUUCUUUAUCCAAUCAGAACUAAACUGAACUACCUUUUUCAAGUUUAAUACUGCGCCUUCCAAUACUUUAGAGAUACCCCAAAACCUAAAAAAUUAGGAAAACAUGCACGGUACUAAUAAAGCACAACAUUAUUGUAGCUGCUAUUAGAAUGGUCUGGCUAAUUAGCUGAUUUGGGGGUUUAGUGGUAACAUAUUAAAGUUAGAAUGGGAAAAAAAAGUUUCUAGGGAAGCUCAGACAGGCAUAGAAGGUGAUAACCAAAUUACUCUCUCUUGCUUUUAGUUUUGCAUUGAUGACGCAAAAAGCCCUUGUGGGAUUCUGAACUCUGGCUAUUUUAAGUGGUCUUCAGCAGCAAAGCUUGGGGCAGUUAACUUUUUUUACAAGGGUAGAGAAAAAAAAUAUAUAUAUAUAUAUAGAGGGAAGCAAUGAGACCGAAGCACAAAGUGGUCAAAUACUGGCAAAGGUUUGAACAACCAGUCCUCGACUUGAAUCUCUGGGAGAACAGCUAGCAUACCAUAUUUUAUUUAUUGUAAGUGAAGAAUGGACAUGCAAUAUUAAAAAUUGCACAUGGUAGUCCAAAUACUAGGAUUAUGUUUUUUUUACUCCCAAACUCUCAAUCCUAAUCUUUGAUCCCUGGGCAGCCACAGAUUGAACUGACAAACAGUCUCAUGAAAACUUUAUGGGUAUGGAAAAUGGGUUUAGAAAAGUUCAAGAUCCUUGAUUAAAGAUGUCAGAAUUUGACCAAUGAGGAGGAGGGCACCUGCCAAUUCUGCAUCUUUUCUUUUAUGGCUGGUUUCGUAGACUGCAAUUAGCACUAGUCUUGAACUUCAUUGCGUAAGGUUACGUUAAGCUAUCCAAGACUAGUGCUAAUCAGGGUUUGUGAAAUCAGCUGAGUUACUUUAUCUUCAAACGAAAAAGCAGUGUUUACAAUAAAAUAAGUUGUAGAGUAAUAGAUUAUUCUAAUGUAAAUGUCAGUGAAUAUGGUUUCUUAUUUUAUAGUAGAACAGUUACUUUGUUAUUGCUUUAUUGGAUUGCUGUGACGUGUUUUCAGACACAAAUAUUCUACCUAGAUUCCUGUGAUGUUUUCGUAAAAUCUUGUCAUAUCUCUUCUCAGAAAUUCGUAAUUUAAUUGGAAAAACAAUCCGGCCACUAAGCAGAAUUUAAUAUAUUUUAAAAAAGGGUUUUAGCCUGAUAGUGGUGUUAAAUGGAGUCGACAUACAUUUGGCUCAAAGACAAAUGGAUAGAUGGUGGAGCCCCCUAGAGGUGGGACUUGUAGUAACAUACUUAGAAGUAUACCUUUCUACUAAGACUUUAAAAUUGUCAGCUUCCAAAAUUCACUGUUAAAGCUGAAAUUUGCCAAAUUCCCAUUUACCAAAAAGGAAGGUACAGCCUCUAAACCAGUAGUUUUUUUUUAUUUUUUAUUAUUAUAUUAAAUGCUGAAACUGGUGUUCAAUUUGUCUGACAAAAUGCCAUGCCCGAACCAGGCACCAGUAAAAUAAAAAUUAAGUAAUUUAUCUGAUCUAACACUCAUGUUAUUUUCCAAUCACCUUCAUUAAUUUACUGAUGAAUGUAAACAGAAUGUCUUCUUUUUUCUGUUUUGUAACUAAAACUAUUUUAGGCACGUAACUUAUGCAAUCACUUUUUAUAAUUUUGUCUAAAUUGCUGUUUGUUUUGGUUCUUUUUCAUGAGGCCUCCUUGGUCGCCUGUGUGAUUUAUCUCACACUUUUAUCAUUUUCUAUUUGUUUUUUAACCUGUGGCUACAUAACAUUCAAAAUGUGCUUUUGGUUUAAAUUGAUGUAAUAAAUUGACAUUGGUAAA